UCCCACAGAGUCAGACCUCAAACAAAAUGAUAAGGAUCAGUUAAGCAGUGUGAUACUGGUACAUGCAUUCCGAAAUACUACGUUUUAUUUGCUGCUGUAAAAUUUUGAGGUUUUGAUGAAUAAGGAAUAUGAAAAAAAAUGUACCAUGAUAGUGUUUUUGUCGAGCCUUCGACUUUUGUCGAAAAAGCGAGACAUAGCGAUCCUACAUUCCGUCGGCGUCGUCGUCGUCGUCGUCGGCGGCGGCGUCCACAAAUAUUCACUCUGUGGUUAAAGUUUUUGAAAUUUUAAUAACUUUCUUAAACUAUCCUGGAUUUCUACCAAACUUGGACAGAAGCUUGUUUAUGAUCAUAAGAUUAUAUUCAGAAGUAAAUUUUGUAAAAAAAAAAUUCCAUUUUUUCCGUAUUUUACUUAUAAGUGGACUUAGUUUUUCUGCCAGGAAACAUUACAUUCACUCUGUGGUUAAAGUUUUUGAAAUUUUAAUAACUUUCUUAAACUAUCCUGGAUUUCUACCAAACUUGGAAAGAAGCUUGUUUAUGAUCAUAAGAUAGUAUCCAAAGUAAAUUUUGUAAAAAAAAAAUUCAAUUUUUUCCGUAUUUUACUUAUAAAUGGACUUAGUUUUUCUGCCAGUUAACAUUACAUUCACUCUGUGGUUAAAGUUUUUAAAAUUUUAACAACUUUCUUAAACUAUCCUGGAUUUGUACCACAUUUGGACAGAAGCUUGUUUAUGAUCAAAAGCUAGUAUCUAGAAGAAAAUUUUGAUAAAAUUUUGUUCCAUUUUUUCUGUAUUUUACUUAUAAAUGGACUUAGUUUUUCUUCCAGUCAACAGUACAUACAUUCUGCAGUUUAAGUUUUUAAAACAUUUAUUAGAUUCAUAAAUUAUCCUGGAUUUUUACCAAACUUGGACAGAAGCUUCUUACAAUCAAAAGAUAGUAUAGAGAGGAAUAUUUUUAUUAAUUUUUUUCCUCAUUUUUGUUGAGCCUGCGAUUAACACCAAAAGUAGGCGAGACACUGGGUUCCGCGGAACCCUUACGAAUUUUUUAUUUCACUAGAUUAGAAACUGCUUACUGAUGACUUUGGAAGAUACUAACUCCUUAAAAUGGAUUGUCAGAAAAACACCAAUGCAUGUUCAUGUACCUGUAAAUCUGUGACCUAGCUCUGCAUGAAAAAGAAAUAAAAAAAAAAAAAAAAUUUUAUUUAUAAAUUGAAGGAACUGCAUUAUGUGAGUAGGGACACAGUUCAAAGAUCAAAUCUCGAUUUUAAAUAUUUUAAGAUUUUGAAAGAAUCCUGAUACACAUGUAAUAUCUGAUUUUUUAUACCAUCUUUUUGAUGUGUAAAGAAAUUUUAAUAUUUUAUAGGAGUGUUCCUGUUAUUGGUAAAGCACAGGUUGAUAUAGGAGAUAAAGCUGUUUCAUCUAUACCUGAUAUUGUCUUUCCAGAUAUUACCAAUUCAGACAUACAUCAUUCUAAUUUAAAGAUAUUAGCAGUUUGUGAGGUUAAGAAAGAAUUUAAAGCAAAGGAAGACUUGGUUAUUUCCUUACAGUAUAGUACAAGGUCAGGGAAAAAGAAAGUAAUAGGUAAAGAGCAAGUUAUAUGGCACCUUGAUGAUAGAUUACAGGGUCAGCAUGGAGGAGAGCUAUUAUUGCAUUACCCUUUAUCACAGAAGAAUGGUCUAUUAGGUAUCAUUGUACAGAAGACACAUGUAACAUUUUCCUAUUUCCAAUGUAACACUGUACAGUUUGAAGAAAUAAUGACCGGGAACCAGUGUGUUAACAGUCCUGUUGUGUACUAUAGCAGACCAUAUAAUUACUUAAAGGCUGCAGAUAGAAAAGAAUUAAUAACACCAUUACUUACACUUGGAUUUGUUCAGUUUUCUCCAUGUUGCAUCAGCAGAAAAGAACAGCAGAUAGAGAAUGUAGACUAAGCAGUAUCUACCAUAUUUUAAGUUUGUUUUGAUUGCUUUUAUAUUUUUGUAUAAGUAGCUCAGUUUCUAUAAACAGGGCCAGUUUCAAUUGAUAUUUUCAAAUACCAUAUUUGCAAGAUAUGAUUCGUAUUAAUUUGUUGCUUUUAACCUGCUUCUAUGUUCAUCAAUGCACAUAUAUAGAGUGAUUGAUAACAUUUAGGGUUGACUUGGGUAUAGAAAUAUUGCAAUCCAUUGACUUUUCCCAUCUAGCAGUAAAACCAUUCUUAGAGUAAGGUGUCCUUUUGUGAGUAAACUAAAAUCAUACUUUCAGCUAUUAUUUAUUAAAACCUUUGUUGAAAUAAAGCUUAUAGCUUAGGGCAAUAAAUAUAUUUGUUGUUUAAGGCUUAGGGUUUCCUGACUAACCCUAAUUUUUUUUAUGUUGAUUUUGAUAUUUUGAUGAAUUUUUGUAUUAUUUUUGACAGGAAAAAGAGCAACAUCAGACAUGUAUGAAUUUUAUCUUGCUCCCUAAACAGUAUUUGUUUAUAUAUGUAAAUAUUUAUUUAUUUAUCCACCAUGUUUUACCAAUUUGAGUUAUUUAAAUCUGAUAUGAAAUUAGCUUUCAUAUGAAAUUGUAAUUGUAAAUGGUCUUCACAAAAGAAAUUAAUGUAAGCUGAAAUUCACUUGAUUUUAGCAUUAAUUAAUUUUUUAAUUGUUUCACAUCAACUUAUAUAAAUUUUUUAAGUUCAUCAGUUGUACAUACAGCCUUUUUGACAAAGUAUUUGCACCUAUCCUUCCUUUUAAUCAGGUUUCGAAUAAAUUGUAAGUAAUUGUCUAAUUUCUUGAAAAUAAAAGCAGGGCAAAAAUGUCUAGAAUAACAAGAUUUAUCUUCUUUCCAUCCCUCCUCCAUCCACCCCCCUCCCCCCCCCC
This is a messenger RNA of Mytilus californianus (California mussel), 2826 nucleotides long. RefSeq lists its product as uncharacterized. Lineage: Eukaryota; Metazoa; Mollusca; Bivalvia; Mytilida; Mytilidae. The coding region runs from base 1327 to 1920 and encodes 197 amino acids. The transcript is spliced from 3 exons. The record is from RefSeq and is a predicted model, not a curated record.